UCGCACUGCUGGAGUAUGGAGUUCACGUGGAACGCUCUACUCACUACACUGGCCUGUUCAGGAAUUGUAGGGAGUCUGGGUACUAGUAACUAUCUGGAGCAGCCUUGUGGCAUUGUUCCGGUUCACAAAUUCAAAAUAGUUGGAGGCCAUACUGCCCCAAGGGCCUCAACGCCAUGGAUGGCCAGUUUGAUAGGAGAAAAUGGUUUUAUAUGCGGGGCCACACUAAUCACAAAUCGCUUUGUUCUGACGGCUGCUCAUUGCUUGGGCAACGGAGAACUGAGAGUGCGUUUGGGCGAAAACGAUCUUUCGAAAGGUGGCCAGGAGUUCAAAGUCGAUGCAAGGAUUAAGCACCAUAAUUAUUCAGGAGAUAGGCACGAUAUAGCCCUUUUAAGACUAAGUGCUAGAGCUCAGUAUACAGAACGCAUCAGUCCGAUCUGUUUGCUCUUGGAUCCUCUUUUCAGUCAUCUCGAAGACCAUAUAAUAAAGUUUAGGACCUACGGCUGGGGUGAGAACCAGUUUGGAAGACUCAACACAAUCCUGCAUAAGACUAGCCUUUACAACACAGACCGAGUGAACUGUUCCAGGGAGUUCCAAAAUCGGAGUAUCGAUCGGGAUCACAUUUGCGCGAAGGCUGCUAAUUCAAGCACUUGCAACGGCGACUCCGGAGGUCCUCUGACAGCUAUCGUAACUUAUGAUCAUGUGGCAACGGAGUUUCAGUUUGGAAUCGUCAGCUUUGGGAAACAGGAUUGCGGGGGAGUCACUGUAUUUACAAAUGUCAUGUCCCAUUUGGAGUGGAUCGUGGAGAACGUUCGCAAGGCAGAGAAAAUCUAAGCUAAAAACUGGGAAUUGCCCUUAAUUCUAGAUUUCUUUUUGUUUUGAAUGAAUAAAUGUUUCGCAAUUGGUUUCCUGUGUA
Messenger RNA from Drosophila eugracilis, 913 nucleotides. RefSeq names its product serine protease grass-like. The record is from RefSeq and is a predicted model, not a curated record. Gene Ontology annotation, molecular function: serine-type endopeptidase activity. Gene Ontology annotation, biological process: proteolysis. Bases 16 to 831 code for a protein of 271 amino acids. The transcript has 4 exons. Lineage: Eukaryota; Metazoa; Arthropoda; Insecta; Diptera; Drosophilidae.